AUGGAAGGCCUAAGUAAAAUUGAAGUGACAGUUAAUGAAGUGUAUUCCCCAAAAGAACUAAGUUCUUCUCUUAUAUGCAAAGUCUUCUUAAAAGAUCAAGUUAAGUCAGUUCAAGUAAAAUUCUAUUUAGCAUCCGUUUAAUUCCCCAUUCAUUUUUGAUAUCUUGAAUCUUACUCAAGACGAUAUAUUAAUAGUUUCUUUAGAAGACUCAAGUCAAGAGUUGGCUUUUGCUGAAAUUCGCAUUGGAGAUAUUUUAAGCGACUUAAGAGGGUCAAUUAUGCAAUGGGUAAAAUUAAUAUCUCGCAAAUCUCCAUCUAAUAGAUUUCAUCAACUUUAUGAAGAAUCAGAGCAGUCUUAUAGGAUUCAAGUCCAAAUCAGCAUAAGAAAUUCUUCGGGAGUACAAGCUAGUACUAGCAAUCAGCAAAAAUCUACUACAAGGCUUGAUUUAAAUACUUCUCCUGAAGGAAACCAAGGAUGCCCAAGAUGCAUGUAUUUAGUAAGACUUGCUGAAAGCCAAACAUAUGAACUCUUGGCUUUGGAAGAAAGUAAAAGCACAUAUUCUGACAUAAAACAAUUACUUAAAGAUUACUACGCAAAUGAGCAGCCAAGCUAUUCCAGGCUUCUCUACUCAAACGCAGAAGAGCUAGGAAUAGAUUUGCCUAUGCAGAUGGGUCAGAAAGGCCCACAGGUAUCAAAACAAGAAGCUGAGCAUUUAAGAGAAGUCAUACUAGGGCUAAAUGAAAAGCUUAAAGGCCUCCAAAUUAUGCAAGACGAAGUCCAACAAAUAAGAAAGCAACUUCAUGACAGCCAAGUAAAUAGGCUAAUUUUGCAAGAAAGUGUAAGAAAAGCGACCUGCGAGUUAGAAGAAAAAUGCAAGCAGCAAAGUGACAAGCACUCUCAAUCAAUUGAAGAAAGAGCUAAAGCUAUGCAGAAUUUGCUUGACCAGCAGCAUCUUUAUAACCAGAAAUGCUUGGAGCAAGAUGAGUUAAAUAGCAGCUUAGCAACAUUAAAUGCAAGCUUAAAAGAGCUAAAGGCUGAAGAAUUUAACUAUUUAACGAUGAAAGAGCAUAUUUCCAGAUUAGAGACUGAGCUCAAAGUCUCAGAAAAUAAAAGAGACGAGCUAAGGUCAGAGUAUCGAAAUUCAAUCCAACAAUUCGAAAACCAAAAGAAAAAACAAAUAGAAAAUAUCAAUAGACUAAAUGAAGAAAAAGCCCAACUAUUGAAAGAUAUCAAAAACUUGCAAAGCCAGCUUUUUGAUCAAAAAAAUGUUAAUGAGGAGCUCACUAAAGUGAAUCUUGACUUAGAAAGCACCAUAAAAGAAUUGGAAGGGGAAAUUAAAGUGCUGGAAGAUGAAACGACAGAAAUAAGUGAAGCAAGAAAUAUCGCUGAGAAAAAAGAAAAUAAAUGCAUUUUCCUUCAAACAGAAAUCCAUAAGACUGCUAAGACUUUCGAAGAAGAAUUAGCUGAUAUCUCAAGAAUCAACCAAAAUCUCCUCAAAGAGAAAUCUGAUGUAGUCAACACAUUAAAUGAAUUAGAAAAUAUUCUAGAAAAUAAGACUGAAGAAAUCCAAGACUUGACACAUACCAAUUUCAAUUUGAUGAAUAAAACAAUUAACUUAGAACUCCAGCUCUGUUCUCAGCAUGACCAAGAAAAUAUCCGACAAGCUCUGGAGCAUCAGCUUAAUAUGAACGAAAAUAUAAAAUCAAUAUUACUACAAGAACUUAACCAACUCACUGAGUAUCUAGAAAAACAAACCUCUGAAUGCUUACUCCCCCCCCCCCCUCCGUGAGCGAACAAAACCAUUAGAAAAAUCACCAUUUUUUGACCAAAAACCCACCCUCCGUGAGUGAACAAAAAUUUUUUUAAUAGAAAAAAUUUUAAUGGAAAAAAAAUUUUGAUAUAUAAGUGAUAAUUAGUAUAAUGAAAUCUAGAGCUAAUUCUGUUUUAUUUUAAACAAAUUGCGUUUUUAAAACAUAAAAUUUUGCAAAUUAAAUUAAUAUUUGCUUCCCAAUUUUUGCAAAUUAGGGAUUUUUUAAAUUUCGAAAAAAAUAUUUUUUAUAAAAUUUAUAUAUAAAUUUUUUUUUAAAAAAAAAAAUUAACCCCCCUCCGUGAGUGAACAAAAUUUUUUUGUUCGCUCACGGAGGGGGGGGGGGGAGUUAGCUCUUAGCAGGACAGUUGAAAGCUGCAAAAGAAUGGUCGAUGAAAAAUGCAUUGAAAAAGAAAAUAUGCAAAAAAUAGUAGGUGAUCUAAGACAAACAAGACCUCUUUAUGUUACUGUGAAAGGAGAUUUAAUAGAUGAGAAAUUCGGAAGCGUGCUGAAUGAAAGGAAAGACUGGUAUGAUCUAAUGAUCUAUAGGAAAAACUCGGGGGUUUAUAAUAUUGGAAGCAAAGAAGUUGGAAUGAGCUUAAAUGAUAAUCAGUUGAUGGUAAGGCUAGGCAAAGGUAUAAUGACAAUUGAAGAAUUUCUUAAUACUUAUAUUCCUCUGGAGAAAAAUAAAAAACAAUUCUCCACUCCAGUUGUGAUGAGGCAGCAAAUAGCAAUUCAUGAAAUCUCUCAAUAA
This is a messenger RNA of Blepharisma stoltei, 2561 nucleotides long. The record is from the annotation of a GenBank genome assembly. NCBI's taxonomy places the organism in Eukaryota, Ciliophora, Heterotrichea, Heterotrichida, Blepharismidae.